Messenger RNA from Planococcus citri (citrus mealybug), 5031 nucleotides. It is a transcript of the gene trbd, whose product is annotated as trabid. Lineage: Eukaryota; Metazoa; Arthropoda; Insecta; Hemiptera; Pseudococcidae. The coding region runs from base 421 to 2442 and encodes 673 amino acids. Gene Ontology annotation, molecular function: cysteine-type deubiquitinase activity; K63-linked polyubiquitin modification-dependent protein binding. The transcript is spliced from 9 exons. The record is from RefSeq and is a predicted model, not a curated record. Gene Ontology annotation, biological process: positive regulation of Wnt signaling pathway; protein deubiquitination involved in ubiquitin-dependent protein catabolic process; protein K29-linked deubiquitination. Gene Ontology annotation, cellular component: cytoplasm; nucleus.
UUAUUGGUUGUUUAUUGCCAAGGUUUUCAAUACUCUUUAUUAUUAUUCUACUUAUGGUUUGUUCUCAAUACGGCUCGCUAAUGUGUAUGUAAAACGUGUAAAAGCUGUCGAUUAACAAUACUACGUUAAUAUGUUAAGUUACUCUGGAAGAUUGCGGAAACGAUGUUUAGGUAAUAGCUGCUCAUAUCCAAAUAUGAAUAUAUGUGAUACUUCGUCCGCACUUUCGUGACAUGAUUCGAUUAUAAUAUGCAUAUAGCUGUUAGUUCAAAUACCGUUGUUGGCCAGUCGAAUACAACAGUGUUGCAGAAGUUACACGAUACUUGGCUCAUCGAAACGAAUAGUGAUUAAGUGAACAGAACAAAAUCCACGCGUGUUUGACUUGGAAGUUCGUGCGCACCGUUAUUCGACUCAUUUUCCGGUAUGAGCUUAGAUUCGGAAGCGAAUAAGUGGACUUGCGAGUACUGUACAUACGAAAAUUUCCCCUCCGCUGCAAAAUGUACCAUGUGCAAAGGCGCCAAACCUCUGAUAACCGAAGAUAUCUACAAGCUUGGAAACGAUACCCAGAGUCACAAUAGUUCAACGUUAAAUACCGUACCUUCUUCGCCGUUGAAACAAAGUGAUAAAUGUAAUACAUGGCGUUGUGAUAUAUGCAAACAUGUUAAUUCGAUCGGAUCGAAAGAAUGUGUCGCUUGUAAUACGUCCAGAUACAACGAAGCAUCUGUGCAAGAACAACUAAGCUCAUUGACAAUCGGCGAAAACGAACUGGUCCCAGCCGCCGUCAACGAUCAACAACGUGGUCAGCCGAAUCAAAAAUGGUCGUGUCCGGUUUGCACGUACGAGAACUGGCCCAAAGCUAUGAAAUGUAUUAUGUGCUUAUCCAUUAGAAAUAGAAUAUCACCCGUUUCUUCCACCAAUUGCAUCAACUCGCCGGAACGAGAGCUUUUCGUCAACUCUCGAACGACCGAAGAUAAUUUAAAUAGAUCUAGAAAAGCGAAUAUCCGCAGAAUGGACGAUUCGCGAUGUACCUCGCCUAGCAAUAACAUCGAAACGGAGAAAAAAUUGAAACAACAGCGAAAAUUGCAAAGGAAUAUCGAUCGGCCUUGGCUGAACGCGUGUAUGGGUGUUUUGAACGGUGAUCCGGCUCCGGUAUUGGCAUACAUGGCCGCCGGCGGUAACCCGAGCAGACAGCUUACUCAGAAUGAGGUGACCGCUUUGGGUCGGCCGUCGGCCUUUGAUGUUGGCUAUACUCUGGUUCAUUUGGCUAUUAGGUUUAACCGUGAAGACAUGCUGGCGACGUUACUAUCGCAUAUCGAAGGCAGCAGCAGUGGUAUCAAAAGGGUACCAUCGUACGUAGCUCCUGAUCUGGCGGCCGACAUCAGAAGGUUUUUCGAGUCCGAUGUACGCCAAAGAAAAUCGAAUUUCGCUUGCCCUUUUGUCAACGAACAGACAACCUUUUUUUUACCAGCUGAAAUCGAAGACUUACCAUCCAUCAUUCAAGAACAAUUAUUCGAAGAAAUUUUAGAUAAAGAUGUACAACAACAGCUCGAAGCUCAUCCUCCUGUAAUCAACUGGUCGUUAGAAGUCACGUCGCAUCUAGGAUCUCGCCUGUACGCCUUAUGGAACCGAUCUGCCGGCGAUUGCUUGCUCGAUUCUGUGAUGCAAGCCACUUGGGGAGUGUUCGAUCGCGAAAGUAUCCUCAGAAAAGCAAUGUUCGACGCUUUGUCUCAUCCUCACAGCGGUCAUAUGUUUUACUCGAGAUGGCGCGAAUACGAAACCAUUCAAGCGAUGAUGAUGCAUUUUUCAUUGGAAGAAACCCAGUGGCAAAACGAUUGGUCAGCAUUAGUAGCGUUGGCUAAUCAACCCGGAUCUAGUCUCGAACAGUUGCAUGUAUUCGUAUUAGCGCAUAUACUUCGACGUCCUAUUAUCAUUUACGGUGUUAAAUAUGUUAAAAGUUUCCGAGGCGAGAAUAUCGGAUACGCGAAAUUCGAAGGUGUCUAUUUACCUUUAUUAUGGGAGCCGAAUUUUUGUAUUAAAUCGCCUCUAGCGUUAGGAUACACGAGAGGUCAUUUCUCGGCGUUAGUUCCAAUGGAGCCGGAAGCAGCUACUUCGAUGAAUACGCAUAUUAAAUCCGAGUCCGAUCUAUACGUUACGUUUUUACCAUUAAUGGAUCAUAAUCAUAUUAUACUGCCUGUUCAUUUCAUAAGUCAGACUGAAAUGGGUCGAGAAGAACGUUUACUCAGACAAUGGCUGGACGUUUGCGUUACUGAUUCGGGUUUGUUAAUCGCCCAGCAAAAGUUACAACAGAGACCGCUCCUAGUUGCUCAAAUGGUCGAAGAAUGGUUGAAUUAUUAUCGUAGAUUAGCUCAUAUGUCAAUUGCACCAUUUCAUCGACCUAUUCCAGUCCAAGAUUAUUCCAGCGAAGGCGAAACAGACGACGAGUAAUUUACCCAAACAGCCGCGCUCAUCCCCUCGCUCGAUUUUUUGAUACUUUAUUUUCUGUCAGCGCACGUAGAGGUGAAUGUUUCCUCGCUUUUUACCUAUAUGUAUAUUUCUUCUUUUUGUUUUCGGUUUCGUAUACCUACAUUAUUAAUUUUUGAACCGCUCAAGUGAGAAUAACCGUUUACGAUCGAAGCUGAUUUUAUCGAAUGAAUUAAGCGUAUUUUGCUGCAUAGCUUUUUGGAUCCCCCCCCCCCUCCGGUUGAACGUGUGGUGAUGAAAAUUAAUCGUAUGCGUAAAAAUUAUCGGUUUUUGUCCCCCCUCCCCCCACCCUUCACAAACAUCCAUUCCUUUAUCCCAAAGUUGUCGUUUUUAUCGCUCGAAUCUAACGCGCGAUAUAAUAUCUACUUAUGUGAUGCUAAAGAAAAAAAUAAUGCUCGUCGAUCGAUCGUGAUUGAGGAUGAUUUUUUUUCUUUUUAAUGUCAACAUAAAUGAAUAAACUAGUCAACAACGCAACAGGGUAGGAUGGUAUGUUGUACUUUGUGUUUAAAACUGUGGCAAAAUAUCGAUUUAAGAUUUAAUUUUCCUCGAUUUUUAUUUUUAUAUCGUUUUAAUCACGAAUUUCAAAGCACGUCUUGUGCAGCGUGUGUAAUGGUGUAUUAAGUUUUACUCUCUUUUUUUUUUUGUUUAACGUUUAUUAGAUGUUAGGUGUGACUUUCCGGUGUUCAGAAUAGCCUUUUAUGUUUACUUCGAAUGCUAAAUGUGUGAUUUUCGAGUGUCCGGUGAUCAAGUGUGUGCGGGGGGGGGGGGGGUUGAAGACGAUGGUUUUGUGUUUUGAGAAUUUGGGGAGGGGGGCUGCUGAGACAUUGUUGCGUGAAGUUAUGAUUUAAUCUGAACAAUUGUAUCGAUUUCAAGCCAUUUUAUCAAUCAAAUUGAAUUCACUAGAUUUCGUCUGUGUGAAAUUAUUCGGCGAAAAAGUUGUAUUACUGCAUUUAAAAGCUGUUUUUCUCUUUGUUCUAUCUUUUAAAUUGGCUUAUCUACGUUAGAGAAAAAAAAUUGUGAGCUGGGGGAGACUGUGGUUCGUGGUAGCGAAUUUCGAACCCCUUAGAUACGGUUUAUCAAAUUCGAACUACGCGAUGAGAAAGUAAUCGCGUUCGCAAGCUGAUUUUUUCCCCUCUGUUGGCAAUUUUUUUUUACAAUGAGAGUAAGACGUGAUUACGUCAGGUUUUUGUUACUGCUUUUUUGUUCGGUCGCUUUAAAAAAGCUGCCUCGCGAAUAAAGCCAGGCUAUAAAAAUAACCGAAUAUUCGUAAUUAAGCUGCAAAGAAUUUUCAAUACUAAUUCCAAAGUUGAAUAUUGUGUUUCUGUUUCCAGGAUUAUUGUGAUUAUGUGUGUGAGCUCUCGCGUGUACUCUGCAAAAUGCUUAUGCUAUACAAACGUUGGACAGGAGGGGUUAUCCCGGUGUUCACUUUUUACUUCUUCUUACAAUUAUAUGUAUUUUUUCCCUCAUCGUGACAAUAUUUUUACGCAAAAAAUUGAUCAUUUUAACGAGUAUCACUAUUUACCUUAUUUAAUAUUCUAUGUAUUUUACAUGUACGCAAUAAAUGCAAAGAGAAUGGCGAUUUACCAAAAUUAUUCGUAAUUCAGGGUGUCUAACAGGUACUGCAGGUACUGCAAGUACUGUAAAAGUACUGCAUUGAAAUCCUCGGUACUGCAAGUACUGCAAAGUACUGCAUUUUGCCUGAAAAGUACUGUAUUUUUUCUCAGAAUCAUUGAUUUAAAAUUUUUUAAAAACCUCAAAAUGAAUUUAUUGGUGAAAAUGAAAAAAAAAUGUUCAUUUUGUACCUCAAAAGAUGGCAACACUUGUUAAAUUAAUACUUGUAAAAAUUUUCCAACCGGUUCAAAAAUAUUUUUUUCUGGUGGGGGGGGGGGGGUCAGUGUAAUCUAGAUAAAAAAAAAAUAAGGUAAUGCAAAAGGUACUGUAAAAGUACUGCAUUUCUUCGGAGUAAUUUUGUUAGACACCCUGGUAAUUGGAGAUUAUUAAAGAAUUACAUUUACGUGUGUGUACCUUUGAUACCAAAAAAAUACUCUUUCGCAGCAUUUUUCUGUUUACGAAAUCGUUGACUUGAGAAAAAAAAAGAAAGGUACCCGAGUUGUGCCUUGUAAAAUUUUAACCUUUUAUUAGCGAAAAAAAAACGUACUGUUGAAAAUGAUUCGUAUUAAGAAAGAUGCUUAUAAGUAAAUUGUUUAUUGAUAUAAUUUUUAAUACGUUGGUUGAAGUAAUUUUAUUAUGUGUUUUGUAGUUAAGGUAUAGGAUGUGUUUUUUUUUCUCUUCCUCUUUUUUCCCCCCUUCUUUCUUUAUUUCUUUGAGAAGUGUUUCGUUAAAUAUCUACAUUUCGUACGGUAGAUGUAGAAAAUAUUGAAAGUUACUAUAUAGGUUUAAUGUAUAGUUUAUCUAUGUUCAAUAAAAAUUGACAUUUUUUCAUUAACGUUGUUAACAUACUGAAGUACGGGUAAUGUACAAAUAAAUAAGUUAGUACCCACGUUAUGUAUUUGGGAAUGUUGCAAUAAAAAUUGUUACUUGUUGCACUGUUAA